AUGGCAUCAGCGUCUCCUCGAAAGAAAGUUGCCAUCAUAGGUGCCGGAGCAGCAGGCAUGUCCUGCGCCUCCACCCUAUCCCAACACCCAGACAAAUUCGAAAUCCACCUCUUCGACUCGGCCCCCCAUGCCGGCGGCCAAGCGACCUCUAUCCCCCUCCCUGCCAACCACGGCGCAACCUGGCUCAACGACGGCGUCCAAGGCGGCUCAUCCAUAUUCCGGCACACAUUCAACUUCUUCCGACGCUACGGAUACGAGCCUCAACCCGUACAACUCCAAGUAUCCUUCGGCAAAGGUCCCGACAGCUUCUUCACCAACAUGUUUCCUUCCCCCCUCGUGGACAGAUACUCCGCCGAGAUCGAGAAACUCGGCCGCGUGCUGAAGUGGAUUAAGCGGUUGAUGCCACUCCUGGGUAUACUGCCUAUCAAGAUUGUACUUCGGCUGUUCAGGUUCAGUGCAGAGUUCGGAAGUAAGAUGGUUCUUCCGCUCAUUGCACUGUUCUUGGGCACGGGGAACCAGACGCCGAAUGUGUCGAGUGUGUUAUUGGAGAGGCUCUUUGAUGAUCCGCAGAUGAGGUUGUGGGAUUUUGAUCCCGAUAUGUUGUUGCCGAAUCGGCCGGAGAUGUUUACCUUUCCCGAGUUGGGGAGGUUUUAUGGCGAUUGGGUGGCGGAUUUGGGGGAGAAUAAGGGGGUGAGGGUGAGGUUGGGGACCGAGGUGGAGAUAUUGAGGAGGGAUGCUAAGAAGGGGGUGGAUUUGAGGGUUUGGGAUAGGGGUGAGGGUGGGGAGAGAAGGUGGGAGGGGGUGAUGCAUGAUGAACAUUUUGAUGAGCUUGUGCUGUGUGUGCCGGCUGAUGAGGCGAAGAAGUUGCUAGGUAGGCAUGCGACGUGGAGGGAGAAGUAUGUGCUCGGGGGUGUGAGGUUCUACGAUGAUGUUACGGUCACGCAUAGCGAUGCGGACUACUUCAAUAGUAUCUUCGAAACGAGGUAUAAGAGUGAUCUGUGCGGGAAGGCGUCGAGCGAGGCGCGCAACGAGCAGAUCUCGUUCGCGAAGCAGACACCGCGGUGUCGGAAGGACGGGUGGGAUGGGUUUGCGCCUAUGUACUAUACGCAUUCGUAUGAGCAGGAUCCGCAGAAGAUUGAGAUGGGCUUCGAUUGUUCGAAUUAUCAGCAUCAGUUCCGGGAGGCGUUGGGGGAGGGGGCGCUGUCGUUGGAGCCAGAUCGGCAUGUUUAUCAGACCAUCUUUCUGAAUAAACAGGAGUCGGAUCUAUGGACGUGGGAAAGCAUCGACAAGGACAAGAUCAUUGCGAAGAAAUGGUGGCAUCAAUUCGGACAUAAUUGGCAGCAUUAUAUACGUGUGGUGCCGGGGAUGAUGUUCAUUAAUGGGAAAAAUCGGACGUUGUAUGCGGGGAGUUGGACGAUGGUGAACAUGCAUGAGAUAGCUUGUAUAUCGGGCAUUGCGGCUGCGUAUCGACUUGGGGCGAGAUAUGUGCCAUUAGAUGAUUUUGCGGAGGAUUUCUUUGCUAAGUAUUUGCUUGUGAGCCAUGGGAAGAGGUAUAAGAGAUAA
Messenger RNA from Aspergillus luchuensis, 1563 nucleotides. Its product is annotated as putative flavin-containing amine oxidasedehydrogenase. NCBI's taxonomy places the organism in Eukaryota, Fungi, Ascomycota, Eurotiomycetes, Eurotiales, Aspergillaceae. The record is from RefSeq and is a predicted model, not a curated record. The coding region runs from base 1 to 1563 and encodes 520 amino acids. The transcript is spliced from 3 exons. Gene Ontology annotation, molecular function: oxidoreductase activity.